AUGGUGGGUGUGGGUGGCGGCAUCCGGGCUCGAUACAUCCUUAGGGUGGCACUCGUCGCCAAAGGUGGGGACCGAAGGCCCGGAGGAGCUCAAGGCCGUAUAGAAAUCUGGGAAAAAUCAAAGGGUGAAGGUCUGGGGCAACCACUGGGACUGAAGAAGGAUGGGGCUCGGGACGCCCCACGACAGUCAGGCCAGGCCCACCGCGCCGGCGGGGCCGAGCUCGCUACGGCAGCGAGGCACCGAGAGCUCCCGGCCGAGCCAUGCCCCUCCCGGGGGCGGCCCCUCGGCGGGCACAAAGCUCCGCUGGGCGCGAAGCGGCGGCUCCUCCCUUCCUCCGCUCGUAGCUGGACCGCGUUACCGCGGCGCUCGCUCCGUUCCUGCGCGGCGGGCGCAGGUUUGAGGCAGCGCCGCGCCAUGGAGGCCGAGGAUGCCGCUCGGGCCGCCGCUGGGGCCGCCGCUGGAGCCGAGGCGGCGCCGCCCGGGACCGCCGCUGCUGCUCCGCGCCGGCUGCUGGCGCUGCUGGGCGACAAGCUGUGCACCUGGCAUAUUUUGAAAACAAUCCUCCUGGGCCAGAUGCUGUCCUUGUUUAUCUGUGGGACUGCUGUUACAAGCCAGUACCUGGCAGAACAGUACCAAGUGAAUACUCCAAUGUUUCAAAGUUUUAUCAACUAUUCUUUACUUCUUCUAGUUUAUACAACAAUGCUGGCGUUUAGGACUGGCGGUGACAGUCUUCUUCAAAUUCUGAAGCAGAGGUGGUGGAAGUAUAUUUUUUUGGGACUGGCUGAUGUUGAGGCCAAUUACAUGAUUGUAAAAGCCUACCAAUACACGACUCUCACGAGCGUUCAGCUACUGGAUUGUUUUGGGAUUCCUGUGCUGAUGGCUCUGUCCUGGUUCAUUCUCCGUGCAAGGUACCGGCUGAUCCAUUUCAUUGCGGUUGCUGUCUGCUUGCUGGGUGUCGGAACGAUGGUGGGUGCUGACAUUUUGGCAGGGAGGCAGGACAGUGAAGGAAGUGACGUGGUGAUUGGAGAUGUCUUAGUUCUUCUGGGUGCUUCUUUGUAUGCCAUAUCUAAUGUGAGUGAGGAAUACAUUGUGAAAAAUCUGAGCAGAGUCGAGUUUCUAGGAAUGGUGGGCUUGUUUGGGACUAUUAUCAGCGGUCUGCAGCUAGCCAUUCUGGAGCAAAAGGAUAUAAUGAAAAUUCAGUGGAACUGGAAAAUAGCAUUACUGUUCAUAGUAUUUGCCCUGUGUAUGUUUGGGCUGUACAGCUUCAUGCCAGUGGUGAUUAAAGUUACGAGUGCAACCUCGGUCAACUUGGGCAUUCUUACUGCAGACCUCUACAGUCUUUUCUUUGGACUCUUCUUGUUUUACUAUAAAUUUUCAGGUCUUUAUAUCCUGUCCUUUGUCAUCAUCAUGGUGGGCUUCAUCCUGUAUUGCUCAACUCCAACUCAGACUGCAGAGCCCACCACCGUGCCACAGCCACGCAGUGCUGGCUUGGACAAUGCUGCUCUGAAGCUUGAUGAAAAUGACAGCGAAACGCCAGCUCUAACCGUACAGUUUACGAGAGGAGAAUCCGUGGUGGUCAGCACUGAUUGAAAAAUGGCAGCAUUUCAAAACAGAGCUUUUAUUUUAUUGCCAAAAUUUCCUUCAAAUAUUAAUCUGGAGAACUGUUCUACUGCCAGAGCGUAUGUUGUACUGGGCUGUUUUUAAUGCACUGAAUAAACUUUUUAAGGCCAGAUCCUCAGUCAGUGAAACUAUAUCGAUUUUCUCCUGCAGAGAAUCUGGCCCUUGAAGAAGACAGAGUAAUAUUUAUGUGGAGUCUCUACAAGGUGAGAGACUGUUAUUUUUAAAUGCUUAAUUAGCUUAGCAGCAAAUGCUUGGGGAGAAAAACUAAGCCAAAGAAAGUACUCAGGUCACUAAAUGGAGUAGAUGUGCUUUAUAUUUCAUUAGGAACCUACAUCUGCAAGGUGCCAUCUGAGGGCUGCUGGUUCCCACAUCUCAGUGCCAGGAACCCUCGGUGUCUUGCAGGAGCAUGGGAUCUCAUGGGAUCUGGUGCUGUAAGACAUGUUAUGUGCACACACCUUCCACGUGCUGAUGGACCUUAUUUGUUCACUGGAGGCAUUUGCGUCUUACAUUCCAGCUAAUGUUUGUCUCUUCAUAUUGCUGCAUUCUUUGUUGCAGCUGGGGCUGCAGCAGAGAAUAAGUAUUUUAUUUUCUAUUUUAUUUGUAAGGGCGGCUUGUAUAUGUGUGUUUGUAAUUUUUUCUCUCAGUAGCUUGCUGUUUGGUGCGCUCCUACUAGGUGGAGACAAAAUCAGUACUCUGUUCCAUAAGAACUGAUUUUAUUUCUUCUGGAUGAGACAGCAAAAAGAAGUUUGAAUUGAAGUUCACUUCUUGGCGAAGUUCUCUCUGAGAUGGGACACAUUUAUGCAGAAAGAUUUGAAUACAAGUGGCAUUUCAUAAAACAGUUUAAGGCUUUAGCCAAUCCUCAUUGCAACAGUAAUGAUAUAGUCUUCAUAAGGUUAGAUGCUUUCAGGAGAUUCAUUGGUAAUUUUCUUCCCUGUCUUUAUAUUUUGAGUAAAAUGAUUAAAAUACUUGAAGCUGCAAUUUUAACAUCAGUAAAAUAAUGUAAGGAUCUUUUUUUGUAUAAAUCUUCACAGUUCA
This is a messenger RNA of Lagopus leucura (white-tailed ptarmigan), 2655 nucleotides long. It is a transcript of the gene SLC35F2, whose product is annotated as solute carrier family 35 member F2. The coding region runs from base 1 to 1590 and encodes 529 amino acids. Gene Ontology annotation, molecular function: transmembrane transporter activity. The transcript has 9 exons. NCBI's taxonomy places the organism in Eukaryota, Metazoa, Chordata, Aves, Galliformes, Phasianidae. The record is from RefSeq and is a predicted model, not a curated record. Gene Ontology annotation, cellular component: membrane. Gene Ontology annotation, biological process: transmembrane transport.